AAAUCGACUUCGAAAGCUUUGGCGUCACAACGAAUGUAUAUAAGCAUAUGGGGGGAAGUACGAUAUUUAGUUAAAAAAUCAUAAUCGGCAUGACAACACCUAGGGAGGAAGCUCUUAAUACUCCAAACUCCGCCUAUCCAAAUCUGGAAGAGAGGCUGGACACAUAUAUGCGAAGAAUUUUCUACCUAAGGGACAGCCACCUAGCAACCCAGGAGCACGAUCCAGCCAUAGUGGAAUAUUUCGGAGUGCUGAGUCUGACCAAUGUUCGAGCACCCCGCCGCAAGCUAUGGUACAUGUACUAUGCCACCGCUGAUGAACUCGACGCCACUGUGGAUCAGAUACACAAGAAAUAUGGCCAGAAGAACAUGUAUGAUCUCUACAGGAAGCCUGUGUUCAGUGGCUCCGGGAUGCGGGCCCGGGUUAAGAACCAUUUCUCGGCCCUGAAGUGGUACGUCAAGGGCAACAUCUUGGAAGCCCCACCCGAUAGCCCCUACAACGACGAGAAGGUGGUCAACACCAUAGCCGAUUUGUACCAGGCCGAUAGGCGGAGAUACCACGAUUUGUUAGUUGGGAAAAACAGUGACUUUGUUAAGUGGAACCCCGCGCACUUAAAUUGUUAAAUAAAUGACUGAAUUGUUUAGGAAUUAUAAUAGAAUUAGGUAUAAAUAAACCCUCCAAACUGAA
Molecule: messenger RNA, 684 nt
Organism: Drosophila ananassae
Lineage: Eukaryota; Metazoa; Arthropoda; Insecta; Diptera; Drosophilidae
Exons: 2
Coding region: 90-620 (176 amino acids)
Source: RefSeq, a predicted model, not a curated record